Ochlerotatus camptorhynchus is the source of this 417-nucleotide messenger RNA. Its product is annotated as histone H2B-like. Gene Ontology annotation, molecular function: structural constituent of chromatin; protein heterodimerization activity; DNA binding. The record is from RefSeq and is a predicted model, not a curated record. The transcript is spliced from 2 exons. The coding region runs from base 1 to 417 and encodes 138 amino acids. Gene Ontology annotation, cellular component: nucleosome. NCBI's taxonomy places the organism in Eukaryota, Metazoa, Arthropoda, Insecta, Diptera, Culicidae.
AUGAAUGACGAGACAUAUGUGAAGGCAGACUUCAACCAGAUUCCAGGAAACCUGGCACCGAAAACCAGUGGAAAGGCCGCUAAGAAGUCUGGAAAGGUGCAGAAAGUCAUCGUCAAGGGAGAGAACAAGAAGAAGAGACAGCGCAGGAAGGAAAGCUAUGCCAUCUACAUCUACAAGGUGUUGAAGCAGGUCCACCCGGACACCGGAGUCUCGUCGAAGGCCAUGAGCAUCAUGAAAAGCUUCGUCAAUGACAUCUUCGGACGUAUUGCUGCUGAGUCGUCCCGUCUGGCUCAAUACAACAAACGCUCGACGAUCACGUCCCGCGAAAUCCAAACUACGGUCCGUCUGCUGCUGCCGGGUGAGUUGGCCAAGCACGCUGUCUCUGAAGGCAAGGUUGCAAAGACUCAUUUCAGCUAA